Brassica rapa (field mustard) is the source of this 830-nucleotide messenger RNA. Its product is annotated as thioredoxin F2, chloroplastic. The record is from RefSeq and is a predicted model, not a curated record. NCBI's taxonomy places the organism in Eukaryota, Viridiplantae, Streptophyta, Magnoliopsida, Brassicales, Brassicaceae.
AGUCUCAGGGUUCAUUUGAAGAUCACAUUCUAAACCAAAAGAUCAUUGCAAAGCUUUUGGAUUCUUCGAGCUUCUUCAACAAUGACUCUCUCCCUCCGAAUCGCUCCGUCACCGACGUCCUUCCGUUACUCUCCGGCUCCGUCCACCCCCUCCGGCGUCGGAUUACGUCCGGUGAAGCAGCGCUGCCGGAUCCCGAACUCAGGCGUCGCCGCGAAAACAGGAUUCUGUUCUGGCGUUGGUGGUGUUUUAGAUUCCGGGAAGAGCAUCAGCGGUUCCUGUGUGGCGAGGUGUAGCUUAGAAACGGUGAAUGUCAGUGUCGGCGAGGUGACGGAGGUUGACAAGGACACGUUUUGGCCAAUCGUUAAAGCCGCUGGUGAUAAGCUUGUUGUCCUCGACAUGUACACUCAGUGGUGUGGUCCGUGCAAAGUUAUGGCUCCUAAAUACAAAGAGCUAUCAGAGAAGUACCAGGACAUGGUGUUUCUUAAGCUUGACUGCAACGAAGAAAACAAGCCAGUGGCACAGGAGCUAGGGAUUAGAGUGGUUCCAACCUUUAAGAUCUUGAAGGACAACAAGGUGAUAAAGGAAGUGGCCGGGGCUAAAUUUGAUGAGUUGCUUUCAGCCAUUGAGGCAGCGAGGUCAGGCUGAGCCUCUCUGUCUCUACAUUUCACUCCAUGCUGUAGAGUAUUAGGACAAUUCUCCAUCAAUAUGUGUGUAAACUCUCUGCUGUUCCUGAAACUGGAUUCAGUUGUAAUGUAACAGUGUGUGUAUAAACGCUGGGAAGUUAUGAAAUAUGAUGAGCUAUAUGCUUUAUAUAUCAGAAGUUUCAUUAA